AUAAAACGCGUCGUGAUUUUUCAUGUUUUAUCUGACAAAAAACAAUAUGCAGAAAAUAAUUUUGGCAUCGUUAUUUCUAAUUCCCCUGAGCUUGGGGACAAUUGACUUUAACCCAAUUGUGACCCGGCUGGUAGAGUACCGAGACUCACAGAAUACGGUUUUGGAGGGGUAUUUGGCUUAUCCUGUAAUUACUGGAUUCUUCCGUAAGCGCCCUGCUGUCAUCAUCUUCCAUGCUUUCACUGGACGUACCGAAUUUGAUAAUCAGAAGGCUAGGGAUUUGGCUAAGCUCGGCUAUGUAGCAUUUGCUGCGGAUACCUAUGGAAAAGGAAAGGCCGCUCCAGAUGUGAAUGGAAAUUUUGCAAUUAUGGGGCAACUUCUAGGCAAUAGAACCACAAUCCUCCGCAACCGAAUUAUAAGUGCUUGGACCUAUGUGAAGGGGCUCUCUUUUGUAGAUACUAACAAUAUCGGGUCAAUUGGGUUCUGUUUUGGCGGGCUUUGUACUUUGGAUUUGGCCCGUUUCAAUGUUGGACUAAAAGCUGCUGUGUCGUUCCAUGGAACACUUACGGAUUACCCGGGAAAUGGAACAGCAAUCGACGCCUCAAUUCAAGCUCAUCAUGGAGAUGCAGACCCUCACACUACAAAUGAAAAUGCCGAGGAUUUCAUUGAAGAAAUGAGGAGAAGAAACGGUGAUUGGAUGUUCAGUAGAUACGCCCACGCCCUCCACGCCUUUACUCUCCCCGGAGUCGAGAAUUGGGGAAUUCCAGGAGCCGCAUUCGAUCCUAUUGCUUCGAAUAGGUCUUGGAGCGCCAUGGAAGCGUUUUUGGCUGAAAAACUUCUUAAUUGAGAAGUUUUGAAAUUUUAAUGUUUUUCGAAAAAAAAACUUUGAAAAAAAAAUUUCUGAAAUUUUAUCUGAAUUUUGUUUUCUUCACAAUUUGAUCACUUUUAAUUCUUAUUUUGUAAAAAUUACACAAUUUCGUAGUAAUUUAUCGUGAAGAGACCUUCUUUUAACCUAUACCUCGAACCCUUCCCCAUAAUAAAGUUCAGCAAAAAAAUAUCCCUGCCAUUUUUAGUAAUUUAUUUUAUUUUGCUUUUCUUGUAAAUAAUAUACAUAUUCUGUCAAAUAAAGGUUGAAAACUUUAAUUUUGUUAA
This is a messenger RNA of Caenorhabditis elegans, 1149 nucleotides long. RefSeq names its product Dienelactone hydrolase domain-containing protein (gene dlhd-1). The transcript is spliced from 5 exons. The record is from RefSeq and is marked reviewed. Gene Ontology annotation, molecular function: hydrolase activity. The coding region runs from base 47 to 844 and encodes 265 amino acids. Lineage: Eukaryota; Metazoa; Nematoda; Chromadorea; Rhabditida; Rhabditidae.